Messenger RNA from Myodes glareolus (Bank vole), 1682 nucleotides. Lineage: Eukaryota; Metazoa; Chordata; Mammalia; Rodentia; Cricetidae. The record is from RefSeq and is a predicted model, not a curated record.
CGGGCCCACGUGACCGGAGCCCCAAUCCAAUAUGGCGGCGCCCAGGAGGCGCAGGCUGCUCUUCCUGUCCUCGCUGCUCGGCUUGCUUGGAGUGGCGUGGUGCAGCCUGGGCUCGGGGUACCUAUCUGAGGAGGAGGUCCUGGACACCGUAAAUCCAUUCAUGCAGCUGCUGAGUGGAGUUGUGUGGCUCGUCCGCAACGGAAGCAUCUACAUCAACGAGAGCCAAGCCAUCGAGUGUGAUGAGACGCAGGAGACAGGUUCUUUUAGCAAAUUUGUGAACGUGAUAUCGGCCAGGACAGCUGUGGGUCAUGACCGUAAGGGGCAGCUCGUACUCUUCCAUGCAGAUGGACAGACGGAGCAGCGUGGCAUCAACCUAUGGGAGAUGGCGGAGUUCCUGCUGAAACAAGAUGUGGUCAAUGCCAUCAACCUGGAUGGAGGUGGUUCUGCCACCUUUGUGCUCAACGGGAGCCUGGCCAGUUACCCUUCGGAUCACUGCCAGGACAACAUGUGGCGCUGUCCUCGCCGUGUGUCCACCGUGGUAUGUGUGCAUGAACCCCACUGCCAGCCGCCCAACUGCAGUGGCCACGGGACCUGUGUGGAUGGCCGCUGUGAAUGCACCAGCCGCUUCUGGCGGGGUGCCGCCUGCAACGAGCUAGACUGUGGCCCCUCCAACUGCAGCCAGCAUGGGCUGUGCACAGAGACUGGCUGCCGCUGUGAUGCUGGAUGGAUGGGAUCCAACUGCAGUGAAGAGUGUCCUCUGGGCUGGUAUGGGCCAGGUUGCCAGAGUCCUUGCCAGUGUGAUCACCAGUGUCCCUGCGACCCCCAGACUGGCAACUGCAGCGUCUCACAAGUGAAGCAGUGUCUCCAGUCAACGGAGGCCACACCAAGGGCAGGAGAGCUGGCCUUUUUCACCAGGACCACGUGGCUGGUACUUACCCUCAUCCUAGUUGUCCUGCUGCUGAUCAGCACUGUAGUCAAUGUGAGCUUGAUCCUGGGCUCCAAGGCCGAGAGGAACCGACACCUCGACGGGGACUAUGUGUACCACCCGCUGCAGGAGAUGAACGGGGAGCUGCUGGCUGCAGAGAAGGAACAGACAGAAGACACUUGCAACCCCUUCAAGGACUGACAGAGACCUGGGCUGCCAAUGGCAUGCCCCAAACGCUGUCCCUGCUCCUCAGUUUUAUGGGGAGGGAUGUGAGGCCACUGGCAUGGAUGCUGCACGCUCCACUCCUUGCCUGGCCAUGACCCACCUGUCCCCACGCUGUGGCUCAUGCCACCCCAGCAAUGCAGAGUUCUGGAGAGCCUGCACCUGCUUCCCCGCCUGCCUGUGUCUGCUGCCCAGAGACCUGUCUCCCACAGAGGUCUCGCCACUGCCAAAGACUCCCAGGAAGCAACUAGCAAAUGAAAUUCUGUAGCCUAAUCAUGAUAAGAGUGGUCAACUCGCCUGGACCACCUGCACAGGGGUAGAGUAGAAAGACUUACCCCCGGCUCAGCCACGGUGUACGCCCUUAUGUAGCCUCAUUGCCAGACUGCCAACUAGAAUUCUGCAACCUGUCACAUAAGCUCCUCAUAAGACGGGAUGGGGAGGAAGGAAGUCGCCAUGUUUACAGACUUUCUAUUUUUGUUCUCCUGCUCUCUAAAGGAAUUUUCUAAUACUUGAAUAAAUUGGGAUACUAAAAUGA